This is a messenger RNA of Coniophora puteana RWD-64-598 SS2, 1177 nucleotides long. Its product is annotated as GroES-like protein. Bases 146 to 1177 code for a protein of 343 amino acids. The transcript is spliced from 7 exons. Gene Ontology annotation, molecular function: oxidoreductase activity, acting on NAD(P)H. NCBI's taxonomy places the organism in Eukaryota, Fungi, Basidiomycota, Agaricomycetes, Boletales, Coniophoraceae. The record is from RefSeq and is a predicted model, not a curated record.
CUGCGGUGAGCACUGUGAUUCGCUCCAUUUGACUUUCCACUGAGUUACUUUGGAAAAAAUGAUACAUAUGACGUCGUCGAGGUGCGUGCAAGCAAUGCGACGCCACUGCAUAAAAGAGCAAUGAAUCUAAGAACUUCCGUCAACAAUGUCGCAGAAAGCCCUUUUGCUGAAGUCGAAGCGGGGCAUAUUCGAGCUCGGGACAAGGAACAUUCCCAAGCCAGGUCCGGGAGAAGUCCUCGUCAAGUCGUACGCGGUCUCGUUGAAUCCCAUCGACUGGAAGAGCCAAGCGUAUGGCCUCUUCCUCCAGGACUCUGACUACCCUGCCAUCCUUGGCCAGGGUACCGCCGGCGUUGUGGAGGAGGUCGGCGCAGGUGUCACGCAUGUGUCCAAAGGCGACAAAGUCAUCUCUCGAGGCGAUAGGACUAAGGGUGCUGACUUUGCCGGCUUUCAGCAGUACACACUUGCCGGGGCAAGUUUUGUAGCCAAGAUUCCAGAUUCCCUCCCCUUUGACGAGGCAUCAUCUAUCCCUGCUUGCGCGGACACUGCCUCCAUUGGUCUUUUUGCGCCAAAAGAAGGCAACUUGACAUUCCCUGACAGACCUGGCACGUACGAUGGGGAAGCUGUUCUCGUCCUAGGUGGCUCCUCAUCCGUUGGUCUUUACGUCAUCCAGUUCGCUCGUCUUGCAGGCUUCUCCACCAUAAUCACGACAUCUUCGCUCACACACGAGGGAUACCUUAAAUCACUCGGAGCCACGCACGUCAUCGACAGGCAUCUCUCCCCCGACCAGAUCGUUGCCCAUGUCAAGGCAAUUACCUCCAACCCGAUCAAGGUCGCUUACGAUGCGAUCUCAGAAGCGGACACUCAGAAGACUGGAUGGGCUUUACUUGCACCAGGCGGCCAUCUGGUGCUAACUCUCCCAUCGACGAUACAGCCUGAAGCGGGCGAUACGCGUACGGUUAAGCAAGUGGUUGGCAACCCUUAUCUACCAGACAAUAACGAGUUUGGCAAGAUGUGGUGGGCCAAGCUGCCUGAGUGGAUUGCCGAAGGGAAGAUUAAACCUAACAAGAUUGAAGUAGUCCCUGGGGGCCUUGGCGGUACUGCCGCGGGCCUUGAACGUCUGAAGGCCAACAAGGUCAGCGGUGUCAAAUUGAUCGUUCGUCCCUUUGAAGGGACUUGA